GUGGGCUAGAUUUCUUCUUCAAACGCUUUUUUUAGAGUUAGUGAAAGGAAUUAUUUGAUAAACCUUGAUUCAUGCGUUUGGUGGAAAAAUUUUUAUUUUUACAUUGCUGCUCUGAAUCUUCAAAAUCAGUUCAUUAAUAAUGGAAGAAGAUUCAAGGUUGACGCAAGAAAUUUUGGAAUUGAAAAAUAGUUACGAGAAUGCUAUUGAUUUCUUAGAAAAUGCCGCACUGAACAAAGAAUCGGUACAAGCAGCUAAAAAUAGGAUACAAACUGCAUGUUCUGCUUUGAAUGCAAUUCCAGUUUUCUUGCAUCCAAUUAAAAAGGAAAAAGAUGAAGUAAAGAUCGAAGAAUUCAGCGAUGAUGAUGACUGGGCAAACAUUAGUGAUGAAUUUGGUGACAUAGUAAAGGCAUGUGAGGAUGCAGAGAACAGUUUUAACUCCAACGAGGGAGACGCAAUGUAUGAAGUAGAAAAUGGCGAAUCACCUGCUUCACUACCAGAUGAUGCUAAACAAGAUGUGUCAGACUUGAAAAUACAGCCGUCUGAAGAAAAAGAUUUUGACUGUGAGCCUCCUACUGAAGAACACCUUAGAAUUUUAAAGCAGUUUUUUGGUCAUCAGUCAUUCAGACCCAUGCAGUGGAAAAUAAUCAGAUCUGUUCUUGAAGAGAAACGGGAUGUAAGCGCUGUGAUGGCAACUGGUUAUGGUAAAAGCUUGUGUUAUCAGUAUCCAGCUGUUUUUUCAAAUAAGCCUGUAAUAGUCGUCUCACCAUUAAUUUCUUUAAUGGAAGAUCAAGUAUUAGCUUUAAAUGUUGCUAAUAUUAGUGCCUGUUAUCUUGGAUCCCAUCAAAAACGGAUGUCGGAAGUUAAGGAAGAAAUUAUGCAAGGGAAGCACAAGGUUAUUUAUUUGACACCUGAGUUUGUUGAGGUUUAUCCUUCUCUGCUGAAGAUAUUUGAUGAGAAAUUAGGUAUUACAUUAAUUGCUGUCGAUGAAGCCCAUUGUGUGUCUCAGUGGGGACAUGAUUUCAGAGCAUCAUAUAGAAAGCUUGGUUCUUUGCGUUCAAAAUUGUCACACGUGCCAUUCAUGGCUCUCACUGCUACUGCUACACCUGUGGUUCUAAAUGACAUUUGUUCUUCCUUGCGUCUGAAAAAUCCUAUAAAAAUAUGCUCCAAUUUUGACAGGCCAAACUUGUACUUAGAGGUCUGUCUGAAGAGCAAUUCUGUUGUAAAUGAUUUAUUGAGAGUCAUGAGUAAAAAAAAUGGAAAAAUUGGCUUUUCUGGGCCGACCAUCAUUUAUUGCCCCACCAGAAGUGUCACAGAAGAUGUGUACAAAAAACUUAGAGAUAUGACUGUCUCUUGCCAAAUAUAUCAUGCUGGAAUGUCACCAGAAGAAAGGAAAAAAUCACACCAUGAAUUUGUUUAUGAUAAAGUAGAGGUUGUGGUUGCAACUGUUGCGUUUGGCAUGGGAAUAGAUAAGCCAGAUGUAAGAAGAAUAAUACAUUAUGGAGCUCCUAAAGAUAUUGAGAGUUACUAUCAAGAAAUUGGACGAGCUGGACGUGAUGGAUCACCAAGUGUAUGUCAAGUGUUUUAUGCAAAUGGGGAUUUUACUGCAUCAAAAUUUUAUCUAAAAGACAUAAAGAAUGAAACAUUUAUGGAACAUAAAGCAGACAUGAUAGCAAAAAUGCAGCAAUAUUUAGGUUCAGUCAAAUGUAGAAGGCAUAUGUUAUUGUCUCACUUUGAAGGUCAUGAAGUUACCAACGUUGGAGGACAUGAAAAAUGUUGUGAUAACUGUAAAAAAAGGUCUAGAAGAGCAUUGUUAAAUAAAGCAGAUAGUUCCUCACAGAAAACUACUGACGAUAAAAAAGAUUUCACAGUAGAAGCUAAAAUACUCUUUGGUGCUAUAGAGUUCACUGGUGGAAAAUUUGGUUUGAACACGCCUAUAUUCAUUGUUAGAGGAUCGGGAAAUGUUCGUGUUACAGAUCAAAUGAAAAAAUGCCCGGAAUAUGGAAAAGGCAAGCACAAGUCCGAUAACUGGUGGAAAGCAUUUGGUCGCCUUCUGGUUUGUGAAAAAUAUUUAGUUGAAAAACGCCUGAGUUCAUUUGGACAAGGCAGAGUGUUUGGAUGUACUGUUGAGAUGACAGCAAAAGCAAAAGAAUGGUUUCGUAAAUAUAAACGUAAUCCCGAGAACUGUUUGCCCUUAAUUCUUGAAGUGAAUGCAGAAUUGGAAGCUUAUGAAGAGAAAAAAGUGACAAUAACACUGAAGAAAACGGCUGAACCUUCAUUUCAAAAGACGAGAAUUCUUAAUGCGCCAUCUGGUUCCUUGGAAAUAGAAUUAGAACCUUUAGAUGAAGAUGAGAUGCAAGUUCCAGAAGACCUUGAUCCACGUGAAGAAGAACUAAAAGGUGUACUUUUCAAAAAACUAAUGGCCUUAAGAAAUAGAAUUGCAGACAAUGAAGCUGUUGCUCCUUACAUGGUUUUCAGCAACAAAAACCUUUUGGACAUUGCUGUGCACAGGCCCAUUUCUUUGAAGUCUCUAUCCCAAAUAGAAGGUGUUACAGCUGCUAGAAUAUCCAAAUUCGGAAAGCAAAUGACUGAUUUGGUUUGUAAAUUUUGUGAAGAGAAUGAGUUGGAAAAGGAUGUGUUUUCAAAUUCAUCAAAAGAAGCAAGUAAGGUGACUUUCACUUUAGAUCCUCUUGUGCGUGAGUUGAACAGCAGUGCCCAAGAGUCAUAUAAAAUGUGUGAAAUCGAAGAUAAAGAUGUCAACCAAGUUGCUUCUGAAAGAAGUCUUUCAGUUAACACAAUCAUUUCUCAUUUAUGUGAAGCUUUGAAAUUGGGACUUCCUGUAAAUUUGAAGCGUGUUGGAGUUACUCCUGAAAUUUUUAGAUUGAUUUCUGCUGUUAUACGUUCUGAACCUAUAAAUUCAGACAUAAGCAGAGUAACACCUAUCAAGCAAUUAUGCCCAGAUUACAUAGAAUUCAAUCAUAUUAAAGUGGUCAUUGCUUAUAUGCAAAAUAAGUUUGGUGUGAACCAGUCUGAAGCUUCUCAGUCUGUAGAUGAUCAAAAGUCAGAAUGUUCAUCUGCUGCAUCAGAAUGCUCCUCAAAGAAAGAGCCUCAAAGCAUAAAACAUGAGUUCACGGAACAAGUUUUAAAAAGAAAAGAUGAAGAUUCGGCUUUCAAUGAUGUUAAGCCAGUGAAUGUAAAACGCAUAAAGAGUAAUAAACUGUUUAGCUUGUAAAAAUAAACGUUUCAAAUGGAGCAAAAAACCAUGAAGUGAUGCAGGAAAUUUGAAAGCGUUUGGAAUGAAGGAAAAAUGUGUAUGAUGUUAUAAGAAGCACCCACAUCUUGCUUCAUAAAUGAAUUCUGUACCUGUUCUGUUCUAAUAUUGUUCUAUAAUCUUUCUUUGCUUUCUUUAAUGAUUUCAACAGACUGUGCCAUUGAUAUUUUUAGUGGGGUUUUGAGGGGUAUUUUUCUCUUUUUUUUUUGGAAAGGGGGGGGGGCUUUUGCUCUUGGGAGAUUGCAACCUGCUCCUGGAGGAGGGGGGGGGAUCAGCCCUGGUAAACCAUAUGACUUAGCUUAUUAGAAUUGUAUAAAAGACUUCAUUUAGCUCUAUGAUUGUAGCUUGUAUUUUUCUUUUUCUCUUAAAGUAUUUUUGUUCAAUUUUUAGUUAUUCACUAGUAAAUCUUAAAACAUUUUUUGAGUCUAUAAAUACUAAAGGGAGAGGGAGACAAUAAAGCAUGCAAAUGAAUUUGUUGCAAAUCCAUAUUCCUUAUUCUGAGCUAUUGUACAAAUGCACUUUUUAAGCUCAAUAAAUUGUGUUUUACAUUUAUUCUAAAGUAUUAGAAUCUCAGGUAUCAGUUUCAACACAAGAAGUAUGAUGGAAAUAACAAAGCUUCAUAAAACAACUAAAUGCAGUUCUAGCUGGAAAUUUUUUGUAACAUCAAAUGAAAGAAAUGGGGGCUCAAUGGUACCGAUUACUGCAACCAGAAGUUUAUUUUACAAAUUAAUUUUGAACCUCUAUAUAUCAGGGGUGAUUUAGUAAAAAUGUUUCGGCACUGCUUUUCUGAAGGAAAAAAAAAUCUGCCUUCACAUGAAAUUGAUUGUAACUGAGGAUUCAAUUAUUUAUUUUUUAUAAUAGAUAACUUAAGCAAUUAUAUACAAAAAUGACUAGUGAUUAUAAGGAAAAAGAUACUUGAACAAUUGUUAAUGCUUUUAAAUUCAGAUUCUUGCUUAUAGGAACAAUUGCACCUUUCCCCCUUCAUUUUUCAGAAGUACCUCUUUCUUCUAAUUUAAAAAAAAAAAAAAAAAAAACAUUUCAUUAAUAUCAUUUAUGCUAUCUGAAUUUGUUUGUUUGAAAGUUAGUUGGGCCAUCAACAUACUCUUUAUAAAAUCUAAAUCAAUGUCUGAAAGACAAAAAAUAUUAUAAUUCCUUUCUUCAAAUAAUGUUUACAAUUAAUGAUUAACAUGAAGAAAGGAAAGAAAAGAACAUUUAUGAUAAAUGGUUAAAUUAGUCUUAAACAGGAUUUCUUGAUAUCUCCUGGAGAACUUUUAGCAUUAAACUGCUUAGAAAAGGGAUGAAAUCCACUCCUUUGAAAAUUUGGGAUUAACGGAGAUAGUCUUUCAUAAAAGUUUCACUGUGCUUAUAUAGUUUUCAUACUUGUAUAUUCAUUAAUGUACAUUACAUAUGCGGCUCAUAUGGGGAGGGGGAGUGGCAACUGCCCCCUCACUUCGAAAAUUAAAGGGGUUUUGCCCGCUCACUUUUCAGAGUUAAAACUUAAUGAUUGGUUGAAAAAUGGUUUUGAUAGGAUGGAUUGAUUUAUUUUAUGAAAGUAAAAACUAAAAAUUCCUCAAAAAAAUUAACCUUUCUCAUCUUAUUUCAUAAGAAAUGAGCUUUGAAUUGGAAAAGGAAAGUCUACGGUGGCCAUUCGUUCCGAUUUUUGAUGCCAUAUUCCACAUUUUUAGAAUAGUUUAAAUAAUAAUAAAAAAAAAAGCUUUAUCCAUUCUCUGCACUUUUUUUGACCCUCCUCUUUUUAGCACACCAGCCGCCUAUGUUAAAUUUUGUUUAAGGGGGGGGGGGGUGUUAAAAAUUAACUUAAGAAUAACACUUACUGUUUUUCAGUGAAUAAUGAUCUUCCUUCUUUUUGUAUAUGUAUAUGAUGUAAAUAAAUUGUUUUAA
Uloborus diversus is the source of this 5167-nucleotide messenger RNA. Its product is annotated as bifunctional 3'-5' exonuclease/ATP-dependent helicase WRN-like. NCBI's taxonomy places the organism in Eukaryota, Metazoa, Arthropoda, Arachnida, Araneae, Uloboridae. Gene Ontology annotation, cellular component: nucleus; nucleoplasm; cytoplasm. Gene Ontology annotation, molecular function: four-way junction helicase activity; ATP binding; 3'-5' DNA helicase activity. Bases 140 to 3229 code for a protein of 1029 amino acids. The record is from RefSeq and is a predicted model, not a curated record. The transcript is spliced from 26 exons. Gene Ontology annotation, biological process: telomere maintenance; DNA replication; double-strand break repair via homologous recombination.